Molecule: messenger RNA, 963 nt
Organism: Argiope bruennichi
Lineage: Eukaryota; Metazoa; Arthropoda; Arachnida; Araneae; Araneidae
Exons: 5
Coding region: 127-831 (234 amino acids)
Source: RefSeq, a predicted model, not a curated record
CUAACUACACUGACUACAGGAAAGACGCGGACAGGGAAUGUAUGACGCGGGUGGUUUUAAUAUAUAGAAAGAAUCUCAUUAUACAUUCAUUUCUCUUUCAACUAAAUAUCCAUUUGAUCUUAUAAAAUGGCGCUUCUCAUUUGGCUUUUAUGUUUAACAGUUGGAGGAUCCUUUGCCUUCCAAUGUGGUGAAAGAAAAAAAUGCGAUGAUGGUACACUUAGAGAAAUGAUUGAAUUGGAUUUUUUUCCAAAUAAAGAGCAAUUGUCUAGAUUAUGCCCGAAAUUUUUAGAGUUCUUUGAUUGCUACUUCGCGGAAGUUGAAAAAUGCAUCCUACUUAGCAUUCCAGAACUCGCUAAAACCGGUCACGAAUUUGCCUCCCAGUUAUUGGCUGCAAGAAAUUUUACCGUUGAUCUUUGUAAUGAGAAUUCAACUUUGCACAAUGAUUAUGUGUCCAACAUCGAUUGCAUCUUGGGUGUUACCACUCCGAAAUCACUUCUUUAUGAAGAAGAAGCAUGGAAAUCGGUGAUAAUUUUUUUCGAAUACAAGGAACAGUUUCAAACAAUUGGAAUGGAUAAAGAAAAUAUAAUGGACACUCUGUUUUGUCUGGAGUAUGGUUUCAUAAUAACAAGUUUGGCUCAGGAUAUUAAUAAGGAUUGCGGUAAAAGAGCCCGAGAACUAUAUUUGACUAUAUUGGAUCUCAGCAACGUCGACAAACCUGUUGAUUGUUCGACUGAAAGCAUAUUAAGCCUGAAGCGAGAGUUCCUGGAUUUCCAGAAGUUGGAAGAUGACAGUGAGGAUUAUUGGUCUAUCUUUCAAAUAGUUCGAAGAUGAUGAAAUGAUCUCUUUUGUUUAAAAUUUGUUUUGGAAUAUCAUUUUUUUUCUACUGACCCUUGCUUCAUAUAUCCAUAAAACUUUGUCUGAAUUUUUCACUUUUAAGGACAAAAAUAAAGGUAGUGCAAUUUA